Molecule: messenger RNA, 1206 nt
Organism: Aphidius gifuensis
Lineage: Eukaryota; Metazoa; Arthropoda; Insecta; Hymenoptera; Braconidae
Product: A disintegrin and metalloproteinase with thrombospondin motifs 3-like
Exons: 7
Coding region: 1-1206 (401 amino acids)
Biological process (GO): proteolysis; extracellular matrix organization
Cellular component (GO): extracellular matrix
Molecular function (GO): metalloendopeptidase activity
Source: RefSeq, a predicted model, not a curated record
AUGAAGCAUGAUGAUGGUGAUGAUGAUGAUGAUGAUCACAAUACAUGCUUGAAGAAUGACAACAACAACAGCCCAUUUCACUUGAUGAAUCAAUUUCAUACAGAUAUACACAAGUUCAUGUGGUCUUAUUGUUCUUAUGAAUACUUGACACAAUUUCUCGAAUCUGGCAGUGGUGACUGUCUUCUUGCAAAACCCAGAGAAAAAUUUGAUGAAACAAGAUAUGGACAUUUAGGUGAACAGUAUUCACUUACGAAAAUGUGUGAAUUUGCAUUUGGCCCAAAAUAUUAUGCACUUGAACUGAAUGAUCGUGACAAAUGUGGAACAUUUUUGUGUUAUGACAAUACAAGUUGGUGGUAUACUUGGUCUAGCCGUCCGCUUAUGGUACCAGAUGGCACAACUUGUGGUGAUAAUAAAAUAUGCUAUGCAGGUGAAUGUAUCUCGUCAAAUGAAAUAAAACCCAUCAAUGGUGGAUGGAGUGAUUACGGAGAUUUUGGUGAAUGUUCAAGAACAUGUGGUGGUGGUAUUAAAAUGAAAUAUCGAUAUUGUAAUAAUCCAACACCCAUGUACGGUGGUCAAUAUUGUUUGGGAAAUGAAAUAUAUUAUGAAAUUUGUGCUACUGAUAAAUGCCCUAAAGAAGAACCACAAGAUUUUAGAGUAAUACAGUGUGUUGAAAUUAUAAAAGAAGAGAUCGAUAGAAUGGAUCUUUCAAGUUUAUUGUCAGCAUUGAUGACAUUGAUUGUCAACUGGAGAACAAAAUUAGCUUAUGAAGAUCCUAACGAGCCUUGUGUAUUGUAUUGUAAAAAUUUCAACGAUGGUGAUUAUUAUCGACAAAAUCAAAUGAUAAUUGAUGGCACUCCAUGCAAAAACGACAAUUCUCAUAUGUGUGUUCAAGGUGUAUGCAAAAAAUAUGGAUGUGAUUAUAAAUUAGACUCAACUGCUGAGCUAGAUAUUUGUGGUGUUUGUAAUGGAAAUAGUUCUGAUCUCAAUGAAUGUCCCCAGUGGGUCACUGGGCCAUGGUCACCUUGCUCAGUUACUAUUGGUGAAGGUGAAGAAGUAAGACAAGUUACAUGUCAAAUUGGAAAUACAAUAAUUGAUAAUUCAUCUUGCAAAAGAUCAAUGCCUGUCAAUAAGAAAAUUUGCAAAAAAUAUUCUUCUAUUGAUAAUAUUAAAAAUGAAUCGCUUCCAACUAAAAUGUUUAAAUUUUAA